AUGUCGGGCUGGAGAUCUGACAUGACUUGUUUCGGAGCUGGCCCUUGGAGGGUUGCCAGGGAAACGGUUGGCCAGCUCCAGAGAUCCCGGGGCGAGGGAGGUGGGCGGGCCGUGCAGGGGGCCAGCGACCACAACCACGGCCGUCGGCCGGCGCCCUGCUGGUGGCAGCCGGCUACCCAAACAAAGCAGCAUGCGCUCGUGGCCCGCGGAGCCGGCCGGGGAGCCGAGUGCGGAGGCCACCCCACCUACGCGGGGAGAGGCUGCGCGCGGCGCCCGCCCCCCGGGCGCGCGGAGGGGGUUCCGGGUCCCUCCAGGACCGCGGAGCCGGGCCGAGGGACCACGGGCCCGCGAGCGCGCGCCGGGCGGAACCAGGAAGCGGCGCGCCCCCGCGCGCCAGGGCCUCCGCGGCAAGCGGCGCGCGCGCCCCCGUGGGCCGCGGCGCGAGGAGAGUCGGCGGCCGGAGCCGUCACCCGGGGCGGGGACCCUGCUCAGGCGACUACGCGCGGCGGCCCGGCGGAGGGAGGGAGCGAGCGAGCGAGAGGGCGCGAGGCAGCCGCUGGGGCCAGAGCGGCCGAGCGAGAUUGUAAACCAUGGCUGUGUGGAUACAAGCCCAGCAGCUCCAAGGCGAUGCCCUUCAUCAAAUGCAAGCAUUAUAUGGUCAGCAUUUCCCCAUUGAGGUGCGGCAUUAUUUAUCCCAAUGGAUUGAAAGUCAGGCAUGGGACUCAAUAGAUCUUGAUAAUCCACAGGAGAACAUUAAGGCCACCCAGCUCCUGGAGGGCCUAGUGCAGGAGCUGCAGAAGAAGGCGGAGCACCAGGUGGGGGAAGAUGGGUUCUUACUGAAGAUCAAGCUGGGGCACUAUGCCACGCAGCUCCAGGUGCGUGUGAACAUCGGCCAUGCUGAACUCUUCCAAGAGGGACUCUUCCUUCAUUUAGUAUGACCUGUAGAGAUCUUCUCUCUCUUCUUCACGCCAGGGUUGUUGAGUUAUGUGUUAUGUGUAUACAGCUCUUGUUGUUUGGUUUUGUGGUUCUAGCUGUCUUUCUUUAAACUUUUUAUUUGAAAAUAGUAUCACAUUUACAGAAAGGUGCAAGAUGGACGCAGAGAACCCCUACAUAUGUCGAGAUUCACCUGUGGUUAACAUGUGCUUUAUCGUAUUCUCUCUCCACACACACACAUUUGUCACCACUUGAGAGCAAGUUGCCUACCUCCUGCCCCUUUGCCCCUCAGUACUCCCAUGUGCAGUUUCUAAGAACACAGACCUUCUCUGCCAUAGUUAGCCCACAGCUGCAACUGUGGUGAUAGUUCCUUAGUCACAGUUGUCAACUGCAGUACAUCUAACAUUGACACAACACUUCCGAGUAAUCUUAUAUCUGUAUUUUUGUUUUGUCCUGUUUUUUUCCCUCCAGUCUAGGAUCCAGCCCGAGAUCACCUAUCACACAUAUUAUAUCUAUUUAAUCUGGAACUGUUUCUCAACCUUCUUUGUCUUUCAUUACAUUGACAUUUUCAAAUACUUCAGCCCCUCUAUUUUUAAAGAUAAAAAAAAAGAUAGAAUGUACUUCACUUUGGGUUUGUGUGAAGGUUCCUCAUGAUUAGAUUUAGGUUAUACACCCCUGAUCAGAACCAUAAAAAAGGAUGUUGUGUCCUUUCUCGUGUGUCACAUCUGGGGACAUCCAGUCAUGGCUGGUGGUGCUUUUGAUUACCCAGUCCAGGUGGCAUCCAGUUUCUUCUCUGAGGUGGCCUUUUUGAAAUUUUUCCUAUUUUCAGUAAUGACUCCCUAGCACUUUAGGCAAAUUAGGAUACAAGAAAUAAAAUAAUCUUACCUUGUUCUCUUACCUUGUUCCUGUACAUGGGUUUCCUGAAGUGUGCUUUUCCUCACCUGCAUUGGUAUUGUAGACACAGCAUUCCUCGUGAUUACACCAUCGUGUCUCCAGCAGCCUCCUCUAUCAUAUGACCUUACCCUCUGUUCCGAGCUAGG
Messenger RNA from Manis javanica (Malayan pangolin), 1973 nucleotides. The record is from RefSeq and is a predicted model, not a curated record. Lineage: Eukaryota; Metazoa; Chordata; Mammalia; Pholidota; Manidae.